Molecule: messenger RNA, 5306 nt
Organism: Lolium rigidum
Lineage: Eukaryota; Viridiplantae; Streptophyta; Magnoliopsida; Poales; Poaceae
Exons: 18
Coding region: 1-4347 (1448 amino acids)
Biological process (GO): RNA 3'-end processing
Cellular component (GO): TRAMP complex; nucleolus
Molecular function (GO): mRNA binding; poly(A) RNA polymerase activity
Source: RefSeq, a predicted model, not a curated record
AUGGACGAGAUCUCGGGCGGGAGCUUCCUCCGCUGCGCCGACGCCGAGGUCGACCUCGCCGCGUUGGCGGCCGAGGACUUCCCCGAGCUGCCCUGGCUCAAGGCCAAGGGCUACUACGUCAUCGAGGAGUUCGUCGCCAACUGGGUGGAGAUCGCGCUAAGGAUGUCCUGGGCCACGGCCGUGGCGGCCGGGGGCGGCGGCGGAGGGAAGAAGGCGGUGAGGGUUGGGAAGUGCGUCAAGGAGAAAGCUGGGCUGGCGUCCACCGCCUUCUGGAGGGAGAAGGGGUAUGUGGACUGGUGGAUGAGGCUCGAGCCGCGGGUCAGAGCAAGGAUCACAGGAGCCUUCUUCGGCAAGAGUGCGAUAGCUCUGGCUAGUCUCACAUCUAAGUCACAUACUAAUAACUCAAGUUUGCAGGCUAAUGAGAUUGGUGGAGGACCAGACGUUGCUUCUAGCGGCACAUCCUGUUUAUGCGUAGGUGAAUCUGGAUCAUUUGGUGCAGACAGUUUGUAUGGAAGUACACGUCAGUCUUUUUUCAGAAAGAAUCAAUCUGGUUGCACUGAUGUUGCAAGCAUCCUGUCUUGUAAAAAGAAGCCUGCUUUUGCUAAAGUAUUAAAAAGAUUGCUACUGCUUCAGGAGAUAGUGUGUUUAAAGAGCAAAAUUACUUACUGUGCUGAUGAUGCAAUCUUUCUCACUUCAUUAAUGUCAGCUGGCACUGUUGCUGACCUUAUACUCAUGAGAUUAAGAAAACUUCUCAUGGUGGUGUCGACGGAAAGUAUAAAUUAUGAACUCAUUGGGGACGGAGCAUCAAAUACCCCCAAAAAGAAAGAUGUUGAAAAGACAAGUGGAAGUUCUCGGAAAGGAAAGAAGAAAACUAGUAGCUCGAAAAAGCUAGUAGCUUCUUCAAAGACAUCCAAGGACAAUGGAAGCAGUAGCACAGAAAGCCGAAAUUCUAGGGUUGUGCCUAAGUCGAACCAGCGUACACCAUCUGUUCGAGGCGCUACUAUCGGACCUGCUUCUGAAGAAACUCCUUGCAAGGAAAUUGCACCAACGCCAGUGGUGGACCAAGCUAUCAGGUUAGGUGACUGCAAUAAUCAAUGUAACAAAAAGAAAAACAAACGUAAAGGGAAAGCUAAACUCUCUGAUCUGAUGAGAACUGGGAACCCUGCACCUGGCAAAUUGAAAGCAGGUGGUGUUCAUGUUUCUGCAGAAGCCAUGUCUCCACCUCGUGUCCCAUCUCAUGUGAAGCCUUCCAGUAAUGACAUCCCUCAAGCAGCUGGUUGCUCUAAUUGUUCAAGUACCUAUGGUGGAACUGAAGAUAAAGGCGUCAGAAGCAGCAAAAAACUGGAAGAUACCUUAUGUUCUUCUAUAGUUGUCUCAUCAAUAAGUACAGAGCAUUGUCAGAGUGCACAAAAACCUGAUAACUUCAGCAUGAAUGAGCAAGGGGCAUCAUGCACUAGUCUAAAUGAAUCCAUGGUCCAACGACCUUUGUGUUCACCUUCCAGAAGUGAUAAUGUCUUAUCAGGUAAUCCAUGCAGAAACUCUGCUGACUCCUUGGUAAGAACUGCACAGGAUAAGGCUGGCUGUGAUAUAACACAGGGAGUUUUGCACGGACUUGCUCCUGGUGUUGUUGCUGCAGGAUACGAGAAACACGUGGAUCAUAACUCUGUAGUGAAAACCGAUAAACUUUUACCAUCAGUCAUUCCUGCAAACAUUCUCCAAAGUGCUCUAAGUGACAAUGGCACAGUAAUGAAGAACGGCGGAAGUGAAUAUUAUGCAUUCAACAGGAACCUACUGGGAGGAACAUCAUACGAGUGGCCUAGUGUAGCACCUCACUUUGUAUCUCCUGAAAUGCAACAGCGUCCUGCUGCAGCAGACAGGUUGCAUCUUGACGUUGGUUACAGAUGGCCUACUCAAUUUGACCAGCCUUUCCUACCUGCCAACCAUCAUCAGGUGAGAAGCUCGCCUAUUGAAGCUGGGUGCAAUCCAAUGUUAUCCUCUCUGUCAAUGCCCCUAAGUUUUGAUUGGCCUCCUGUUUUCAGAGGUUAUGGUAAAUUGACUCAGAAUGCUGCAUUAAGUUAUGAUCCAGUGUUUGCUCCACAUAUGCAGUCUUCUGCCUGGCCUGGGUUUCCUGCUCAACUAAUGCAAAGAGGUGGCAUUUGUAGUGAAAAAGAUAGGAAAUAUUUUGGUGAUAGUGACCCAAGAAACGCAUCGGAUGUUGGCGAUGAUGCUGAAAGCUAUUGGUGUUCUGAAGAAGAAUCAGAUGGCCAUGCAGUGUCUGGAAGAGAUAUUAAUCAAUAUUUUGGUGGAGGCGUGAUGUAUUGGAGUCCUGCAGAACUUGCCGGAACAGGCUUUUCGAGGCCACCAUCUCUUAGUUCAGAUGACAGUGCUUGGGCUUGGCAUGAGGCAGAUGUUAGCCGAGUUGUCGACGAUCUAGCUGUUGGGAUUCCAUCAACAUAUAGUGCGAAUGGUGCAUCAUCACCACCAUCCACUCCAUUCUGUUCCCAAAAUGAAACUUCCGAUCCUUCCCCUCAGCCUGUUUGUCACGCAAGGGCAGGGACUGACAACAAUAAUGAAACUUUGCAUUCUCCAUCUUCCACUCAAGACAGUCCCGAAGAUAAGACUACUUCGUCUGCAAAGAGUCCAUCUUGUGCCACUGAAAUAGUAAAAGGAGAUACAUUACCAUAUGCAAUGUUGAGGCCAAUUGUUGUUCCUAAUAUAUCACGAAGGUUAUCAAGAUCUGACUUUAGGGGUGGUCAUGAUCACAGGAGCCCAUGUGUGUCUUCGGCCAGGAGAGAUAUACCUCUUGUAAGAAGACCUCCAUCACCAGUGGUACUUAGUGUUCCUCGCGUGCCUCGGCCACCCCCUCCUUCUCCUGUUGGAGAGUCAAGAAAACGUGGAUUCCCAAUUGUUAGAUCUGGCAGCUCAAGUCCAAGGCAUUGGGGGAUGCGAAGUUUGUUUCCGGAUGAUAAAAUAUUCAAUAGGGCCCAGUAUUGCUUGGAUGGUCCUGAAGUUGUUUGGCCUGCAUGGGUGAAUAAAGGCACUACUACUGGCACACUAGUGCAAUCAAUUGAGGAUACUGUUUUGCAGGACCACCUUGUUAAGAUUUCACACCUUUCUCAUGAUCAACAUCCAGAUGUUGCAGUUCCUUUGCAACCACCUGAUAUGUCAAAUGGUUCAUCUCACAAGGCGUCACUCUGUUUGAUGCACAAUGCUCUACAUGAAGAGAUCGAUCAAUUCUGCAAGCAGGUUGCUGCUGGGAAUCUGGUGACAAAGCCCUAUAUAAACUGGGCUGUCAAAAGAGUCACACGAUGCCUACAAGUUCUCUGGCCUCGCUCACGUACAAAUCUAUUUGGCUCGAAUGCCACUGGUUUGGCUCUUCCAACUAGUGAUGUAGAUCUUGUGGUUUCUCUUCCCCCAGUUCGAAAUCUGGAACCUAUUAAAGAAGCUGGAAUUUUGGAAGGCCGUAAUGGCAUAAAGGAAACAUGCCUCCAGCAUGCGGCAAGGUGUCUUGGAAACCAGGACUGGGUUAGGAGUGAUUCCCUUAAAACGAUUGAAAACACAGCAAUACCUGUGAUCAUGCUUGUAGCACAAGUACCUUGUGACAUAAAUAUGUCUAGUGAGUACCCUUCUGUUCUGGAUAGCUCACAAGAAAAUCCAGUCAACAUGCUUGGAGAGCAAGGAAGCCCGCCUCGUUCUGAUAACUCUAGUUCAGAAGGCAGCAACACGCUUAUGUCCUCAAAAAUGCAUAAGGAUGAUUGUGACGUUGCACAGUCAAUUCGUCUUGAUAUAAGUUUUAAAUCGCCAUCGCACACAGGACUCCAGACUACUGAGUUGGUUCGUGAGCUGACUCAGCAAUUUCCUGCGGCUUUACCCCUUGCCUUAAUUCUGAAGAAAUUUUUGGCUGACCGGAGCUUAGACCACCCAUAUUCGGGUGGUCUAAGCUCUUAUUGCUUGGUGUUGUUAAUCACUCGUUUUCUUCAGCAUGAACAUCAUCUAGGUCGGCCUAUAAACCAAAAUCUGGGCAGCCUUUUGAUGGAUUUCUUGUAUUUUUUUGGGAAUGUGUUUGAUCCACGCCAUAUGCGUAUUUCAAUCCAAGGAAGUGGAAUUUAUUUGAACCGAGAAAGAGGGCACAGCAUCGAUCCAAUUCACAUUGAUGAUCCUCUUUGCCCAGCUAACAAUGUGGGUCGGAAUUGUUUCCGGAUCCACCAAUGCAUCAAGGCUUUUGCUGAUGCUUUUGCUGUUCUAGAGAACGAGCUACUGCAGUUCACUGCAGAAAGUGACAUGCCUGCAUCAUCAUUCAGCCUACUGAAGAAAAUAAUUCCAAGUAUUGAUUCUAAUGAGUUAUAGCAAUAAAAAGAACCUGGGAUAUCACAAGCUACAUGCAGUGUCGGGUUGGAAUGGCCUCUGCUGCGUUCUAGACACUGAAUUACUAAUGCAGCUAGUAAAAAAAAGAAGGCUUGUUCAAUGUGAUGCUUUCUGCCCUCCUCUUGCCUCUAGCUGCUGAGAGCUGAGACCUUCAGUUGAGGUAUUAGGCUGAAUUGGAUGAUUCAAGCGCAAGAAGGUGUUGCACACAAGAUGCUAUGUGUUGCCAAGGAUGAGGAAAUGGACUCGCUCAAUGAUGUGUGCUGCUAGCUUGAUAAGGUCAAGGAAGGAGCAGUAUAGCAGCAGAUCUGCACAGAACUUCAGAUCCGGAGGAGCACGUGGGAUAAGCUCUCGCAUACCAGCUGCAUGUUUUCUGAAGCACCUGUUCUCUGAAUCUCAGAAUAUACUGAAGAAAACCGAGACAUUCAUAUCCAUAUGGAGGGACAACUCCUUCGUGCUUUUGGUAGGCAACAUCAACUUGUGGAACAGGAAAUGCUAUGAAGCUACUCCUUCAUUGGAUCCUGCAGCUGGUAUCAGACUUGUGGUACACGAAGAACGACAGGUCCAGCGGAGCAAUUUCCCAGAUUGUUGUGCUAAGAAAGAGAGAUCCCGAAGAGGAAGAUUGUUCCCUGGACACACCGAAGGGUAACUCUGAAGAUCAUUGCAGUGAUCUGGAGUUUCAAUUCUUCAUUGCGGUUACUCGCCAAUGCUAUCGCCACAACAGUCUACAACUUACUCUUUUGUGGAAAGAAGAGGGUGCAAGCUUUAUUGAAUAUAUGCAAAACAACAGAUAUCGUGAGAGCACUACUAGUAUUGUAUUAGGAUCCCUGCUAUUUAGUACUUUGCAAGACUCAAGUGGUUUUGGCUUAUUUAUAAAAGCUAGGCAUGAUGGUUGCGAUACAAACUACACAUUUGAUGAUAUUUUAGUUUAUGUGCGGAUGUAA